UAUAUUUUGCAUUUACAACACAUAUCAAAAUUUGGACUGGCCAUGUUUCAAGUGCUCAAUAUCACAUGUGGCUACAGGCUACCACACUGGACAUCACAGGCCUAUACCAUUAUGAAACUGGAUGCACGUAAAAGUGAAAUAAUAAGCACCAAUUCUAGACCAGAUUCUAAUCCUUCAACUCUUUCUGCUAAAAAGAAAAAUGAAAUGAACCUUCUGACUGUGAAAAUGUUCUAGUAGGUUAGACAAUAAAGGGCCUACUUUUUAGAUAACACCUUUUAAAUUUCAGUAUAAUUUUCUAUUACCCUCUACAUCCUAGGUUCCUCUAGUAUUUCUUUUUUCAAUCAACAUAUGAAAAAAAGCAAGCCAGGAAGCCUCACUGAAAAGCUCUUCAGGCUUAGCCACAGUCAAACCAUUUUACCCUGGUUUCCUCUAUUUCUCAGAAUUUUGGUUCACUUAUCUCCUCUGCAAACUAACUUCCAACCCAACUAGUAACAAAAGUGCUAUCAGAAUACAAAAGUAUGAUGUCCAAAAUAUCCCUUCUAGAAACAGAUCUAAAUGGGAUUUCCCAAAAUCACAAAAUCAGACCAUGAAAAACCCAGGCUUCCUCAUAACCUAAGAUGGUCUCAUCCAGUCCACAUGGUCUAGUAAGUUUACCAGUAAAAUUCUAAGAACUAGAAAGACUGUGACCAUGGUAUUGUGAGUACAAAUGAUUUUAAAGAAAUUAAUUCCUAACUAUAAUUACUAACCUCCCUCCCCUUCUUUUUUAACAGAGUCUGAAUUUUUUUUUCUUUCUCUUUUGGAGAAGAGUCAUCCUUACGUUAUCUCAAAAUGACAAACAGUUCUACUUUCUGUCCGAUUUACAGAGAUCUGGAGCCAUUCCCUUAUUUUUUUUAUUUAGUUUUCCUUAUUGGAAUUAUUGGAAGUGGUUUUGCAACCUGGGCUUUCAUGCAGAAAAAUACGAAUCACAGGGGUGUAAGCAUAUACCUAGUUAAUUUGCUUACAGCCGAUUUCCUGCUCACUCUGGCAUUACCAGUGAAAAUCGUGGUCGACUUGGGCGUGGCACCCUGGAAGCUGAGGAUAUUCCACUGCCAAGUAACAGCCUGCCUCAUCUACAUUAAUAUGUACCUAUCGAUUAUCUUCUUAGCGUUUGUCAGUAUCGACCGCUGUCUUCAGUUGACAUACAGCUACAAAAUUUAUCGAAUACAAGAACCUGGAUUUGCCAAGAUGAUAUCGACCGUCGUGUGGGUGAUGGUCCUUCUUAUAAUGGUGCCAAACAUGGUGAUUCCUAUCAGAGACAUCAAGGAAAAACCAAACGUGGGGUGCAUGGAAUUCAAAAAGGAGCUCGGAAGAAACUGGCACUUGCUGACAAACUUCCUAUGUAUAGCUAUAUUUUUAAAUUUCUCAGUUAUCAUUUUAAUAUCUAACUGCCUUGUGAUUCGACAACUGUACAGAAACAAAGAUAACGAAAGUUAUCCAAAUGUGAAAAGAACUCUCAUCAACAUACUUUUAGUGACUACAGCCUACGUCAUAUGUUUUGUUCCUUAUCACAUUGUCCGAAUCCCAUACACUCUCAGCCAGACCGAGGUCAUAUAUGACUGCCAGACCAGGAUUUCACUCUUCAAAGCCAAAGAGGCCACCCUGCUCCUGGCUGUGUCAAACCUGUGUUUUGAUCCUAUCCUGUACUAUCACCUCUCAAAAGCAUUCCGCUCAAAGGUCACUGAGACUUUUGCUUCGCAUAAGGAGAGCACAGCUCAGAAAAAAAAAUCAAGUUGUGAAAACAAUGCAUAAAAUAUGGGAUUUUUCAGGCUAUCACUUCUUGCCCUACUGGACGAUAAGUACAAAACUACUGGGAAAGAGAAAAAAAAAGAGCCUCAAGAUGUAAAAAUACAGUCAGCAAAUAUGGCCUGGUUUACUGUGAAACUUUGUUUUUAAUCAAUACCUGUGGUUGUUGUCGCUCCUUAACUCAAAUCUUCGUGCAAAAAAAAUAAAGUUUUGUUGAACCAAUGUCAAACCCUUCAAUAUAGUUGAAAUACAAAUGACUUCUAUGACAGAAGCACAGAAGUAUUCAUGAGGUAUUUAUUUAAAUGCCUGGAACUGACUUCUUGAUAAAAAUAUGCAAAAUAUAGGUGACCCUUGAACACUGGUUUGAACUGCAUGGGCCCCACUUACAUGCAAAUAUUUUUCAAUAAAUACGCACAGUACUAUACAUGUAUUUUUUUCUUCCUUAUGAUUGCCUUAAUAACAUUUUGUUUCCUCUAGCUUACUUUAUUGUAAGAAUACAGUAUACAGUACAUAUAGGAUACAAAAUAUGUGUUAAUUGACUGUUUAUGUUACCAGUAAAGCUUCUGGUAUACGUUAGGCUAUUAGUAGUUAAAUUCUGGGGAGUCAAAAGUUACACACAGAAUUCUGAUUGUGUGGGGCAUCGGCACUCCUAAGGUCUGCAUUGUUCAAGGGAUAACUGUAAUUUCUAUGUAAACUGCCACAAAGCUCUUUAGCUACACAAUUUAAAGCCCUUUGGAUGAUUUUUUUUUAAAGCCGGCUUAUUAUUUCCAUGAGACCAUCCAUGCCUGAUUUUUAAUACAUCACUUCAAAGAUGGUAACCUUUUAAAUUGCUACUCCAGUUUUUAACAUCUAAUUGUUUUCUAACACAAUAACUGAAAAUUUUACUUCUAAAAAGGCUUGGAAAUACAUGGGUAAUUUUUAACGUACUAUAAAUACUUAAUUCUACUUGAAGGUUAUAAGUAAAUAUUUUCUACGUGGUAGUGACAAAUCCAAUGGUCUCUUAUUUUUAUUUUGUAGUGACAUAAAAUAAACCCUACGACAUUUUCAAGGGGUGUUCUUAAAGCAUACUAACUGCUAAAACUACUGUUUUGCCACCAGAAACUCACCUUAAAGGUGUGGAAAAAUAGCACUAGUCAAAUGGUCUUAAAAUAGAUAUCCCGACUCCACACAGCAAGGCCCUGUUAGGGAUGCAGCACGUGCCUGGGCCGAUUGGUGCCACUCUGAUCCUGAAAAUAAGUCUGACCCCAUGUGGGGCCAGCAGAUUAAAACAUGGGUGACUCCAGCUCUCAAGGUCACAACCCUUCGAUUAAAUUCUCUUUACAGCCAGUAAUGCAGAAAGGGUUCAAUCGACAGAAUUAAA
Molecule: messenger RNA, 3142 nt
Organism: Pteropus alecto (black flying fox)
Lineage: Eukaryota; Metazoa; Chordata; Mammalia; Chiroptera; Pteropodidae
Gene: GPR171
Product: G protein-coupled receptor 171
Exons: 1
Coding region: 829-1788 (319 amino acids)
Biological process (GO): G protein-coupled receptor signaling pathway
Cellular component (GO): membrane
Molecular function (GO): G protein-coupled purinergic nucleotide receptor activity
Source: RefSeq, a predicted model, not a curated record